Molecule: messenger RNA, 183 nt
Organism: Symbiodinium necroappetens
Lineage: Eukaryota; Dinophyceae; Suessiales; Symbiodiniaceae
Source: the annotation of a GenBank genome assembly
GUGGGUAUGGGGGCUAUGGCGCCCUUGGUGCUGCUGGUGGUGCUUAUGGCGGCUACGGCGGGUAUCCUCCCCAGGGCGGUGGCUAUAGCUACGGACAAGGGGGCUACGGCGGCUAUGGCCAGGGGUAUGGGGCACCAGGUCAGUUUCCACCAGGCCAUGGUCCUGGUGGAUACCAGGGCCAAG